AUCACUGAAUUAGUUAGGCUUAAUUUAUGUCGCUGGGGUGUAUGUUUGUUUGCAUUGUUCUUGUUGAAAACAAAUAUGAGUAUUUUCAGAUUGUCAACAUAGUAUCAACUCUGUUAUAAUGUCUAAGAGAGGUGGUCGUUCUCGUGGAUCCAGAAUAGUUUCACGAUUUAGAGGAAGAGGUCGUGGUCGAAUACGAACGCCGAGAUCAGGACGUGGUCGUGAGAGGGGUCGUUCAAGUCGUUCUCUUACUCCUCGUCAUUCAAAGGACUAUGACAGUGAACAUUCUAAAAGAGAACUUUCUCGGGAUGCAUAUUAUUCUAAGGAUUAUCCCGAUAAAUAUUAUGAACAUAAACGGCACAAUUCACGAGAAAGACAUUUUCAUAGAUCUAGAUCCAGAACAAGAUCUAGAACUUAUUCAAGAUCUAGAUCCCGUUCACGUUCACGAUCUAGAUCUAGAUCUAGAUCACGUCGUUAUUAUCCAGAAUAUCAUUCGCGCUCCAGAAGCAGAUCUUACUCACCAUUACCACCAUCAUCAUUACAUCAUCACCACCACCACCACCAUCAUCAUCAGCCUAGAUCACGUUCCCGCUCAAGAUCAUAUUCCCCUCAUACGCCUUCUGAAAGAAACAGUUCUAAUUUAUCUAGGAAAUAUAGUAAUCAAGAGAAAGGAAAUGUGGAAAUAUUGAGAAAACCAAUAUUGCAAAAUAGACAAGAAGAAUAUUCUGAAAAUCAAGAAUCUAGAAAAUUUUCCAAUAAUUCAAAUAGUCCUGAAUUAGUUAGAAAAUCAUUUCAAGAUAAGAGUGAUUUAGAAAUAUUUAGGAAAACAGAAAUAAAUAGGAAAAGAUCAAUUGAAAUUAAGCCACCUAGUAUCUGUCCAGAAAGAUUUAGCAUGGAAAAGGAACAGCUGAUACAUAAAGAAAUUGAAAAAAUAGAUGAUUCAGCAGAGAAAAAAAGUAAUAAAAAAGAAAUCCCAAUUAGGGAUUUACCAAUUUAUUCUGAUGAUGAUUCAAAAGCUAGUGAUAGUGCUGAGGAAAGUUUACCACAAAAGAAGUUUAAAAAAGAAGAAAGAUUUACAUUUGAAGCUGAUAUUAAUAAAGAUAUUAGGUCUCAGUUAUUGGAAAGGGCAAUGAUUGAGAAACGAAAAUUAGGUUUGGAAAAUCCAGGCACAUCUGAAAAAAGUUCUGCGUUAGAAGCACUUCAAUGUUAUAGUCCAGAAACACAUACUCCCUCUCCAUUUUCAGAACAUGGUUAUGAAGAUUCUAGAUCUUGUUUUGAACAGUUAUCUAAAAGAAAUCCAAGCAGUUUAAAAGGGAUUAAUAAACAUCCUUUAAAAUCUAUCUUAAAGUCUGGAAAACAAGAAAUAUUUUUAAGUCCAGUAAUAAAUAAACCAAAAGAAGAAAGUGAACAGCUACCUACAAUUCCUGGAUUAGGAUUUAGUUCCAUUGAAGAUGAAGAAAAAUUUUUAUAUGGAGAUGAUGAUGAUGAUGAUGAUGGCGACGAUGAUGAUAUGAAUAAUAAAAAAAACAGUCCGUAUAUUGAAGAGAUAAUUUCAACAAUGAAUAAAUCAGAUAAUUCUGAUCAACCCAAUAUUAAAUCAGAUAUUAAAUCAAACAUUAAAAGGAGUAAUUGGAGUGAUGAUGAUAAUAGUGAUGAAAGUAGUAAUUUUUCAACUAAAAUAUAUCAAGCAAAGAGGCAUAGAAUUCUUACUCCUAGCCCAGUUCGAGGAAUGCAAUAUACAUGUGAAGCAAAAGAAAAAGCUCUGGCAGAAAAAUAUAACAUGUCAGAUACAAUAGAAUUAAAAAUACCAGAAAAGCAUUGGAAGAAAUCAGAGAAUGUCUCCCCUCAAAUUUUGCGACCAAGUCCUGUAACAAGAAAAAUUAAUGAAAAAAGAAAUGAUUCAGAAUUUAAUGAUUUAAAAAUAGAAGAAAAAUUAAUUAUGAGUAAAAGGAAGGAUAUUUUGGAAGAGAAAUAUUCAAAAUUCCAAGGUUCUGAGAAAAAGUUUGAACAUAAUUAUGAAAAAGAAAGAGAAAAGUAUAUUGCUUAUGCUCCUAAAUCUAAUCUUUCUCACAAAUGGGAAAAUAAUUCAAUUAAAAAGGAAUAUAAACCAGAGAGUCAAGCAGAGUUUUCUUAUAUUUCUAGAAGUCCUGCUGAAAUUUCUUAUUUUUCAAAUAGUCCUUCAGAAAUUUCACAUUUGUCUAAAAGCCCAGCAGAAUUCAUUCAGUUUUCUAAAUCAAAAACAGAAUCUUCUAAUUAUAAGAGUAGAAGAUGGGAAUCUUUUGAAAAUAGUCCUAUUAGAGAUGACUGGGAUUAUUAUGAAAGACAAAGAGAAAAAAGUAAUUUUUUAUCAGAUGAUAGGAUGAAAGAAAAACAAUGGAAUGAAAAUAUACGGUAUAAAUCACUUAAUAGGAGUCCUGUAGAAAGAUCAGAAUGGGAUAAAUAUCAAGAGUAUUUGCAUAGCCCACAAAAAUCAUUUGAAAGAAGUCCUCCAAUGUCUUAUCAUAAUAGGAGUCCUAGAAAAUCCUAUUAUGAUAGGAGUCCUUAUAUCUCCCCAACUAAAUGGAGCCCUAGAAGAGAGGUAAGUCCAAAGAGAGAGCUGGAUGAUUGGGAAAAAUGCCAUAGAGAAAGAGAGAGGUACCACAGAUGGCAUAGUCCAAGAAAUAGUCCUAGACGUAGUCCUGUUCACAGUCCUAAUAUUUUAAAAGAAAAUGAGGAACAAUGUUGGGAAAGGGAGCAUUAUGAGAAAUCAUAUUCCUCAUCUGAAACUUAUAAUACCCAUUUAACAGAUUAUGUAACAGCACAAGCACAAAGUUCUAGCAUUGAUAAUAUAAUUGGAUCUACUUCCUAUACACAAAAUGAACAAUCAUAUUAUCCUAAUCCAAAUAUUCCUUCUAAUAUAUCUGUUCCUAGUUAUCCAGCUGCUGCUUUUGCCCCAUCUACAUUUCCAUCUAAUUUUCCUCAACAAUUUAAUAUGUAUACUCCUGUUACUUAUCAACAAGCACUUCCUUAUAUAAAUCAGUUUCCAUCUCAUGUUCCAUGCACAGCAACCACCACUACUACUACUACUCCAUCUCAUAGUAAUCUAAAAGUUAUACCUCUUGAAAAUGAAACAAGGAAAACAACUUUUGUAACUAUCUCUGAUGAUGAAAACAAGCAUAAAAUUGAAUCCUCAACUGAUUUUUCAAUGUUUUCUGCUGAAGAACUUCUAAGUAAAAAAGCAGAGAAAAAAAAACAUUUAUUUUUACUUCAAAAAGAAAUAGCAAAAUUACAAAAAAUGCAGGGUGAAAUGAUGCGUAAAAAGCAAAAAGAAAAAGAUGGUCAUAAAGAUGCUCUUAUAGUAGAGAAUACCAAAUUACAAGAUGAAGUAAACAAACAAAUUCAAGAAGCAAAAUCUGGAUUGUUUGAAAUAAAUAAAGCUUUAACUGCAUGUGUUAAAAGUAAAGUUGAACCAGAAGAACCACAGAUUCUGAAAGGUGUUCAGUUUUUGAUGCCAGUGGAAGGUUUCUAUUGCUCUCUGUGUAAAGAAAUUAUGGCUGAUGCAACUUGUGCUGAAGAUCAUCUUAAAAGCACAUCACAUAACAGGAAUUAUACAAAAUAUACUCUUUUAAAUCCAUUUUAUGAAAGAAGAUGGAAUCUUGAUAAAACAGCAGGCAUAGCUCGAGCUGAAAAAGAAGAAAAAAAAAGAUUAGUAUUGGAGAAAGAAGAAAAGAAAAGACAGCAAAUUGAAAAUGAAACUAAAAUGAAAAAGAAGAGAGAAGCUGAAAGGCGACAGAAAGAAAUUGAAAGUGCAAAAGAACGUGCAAAAGAACAUGCUGUUGAAUGUGCUACAGAACGUGCUAAAGAGUUAAAAAAGUUGUCAAUAGAUACUACUAUUAUACCUCCAAAAGAUGCCACUCCAAAUAAAACAGACGAUAAAGAUAAACCAAAAGGGAUUAAACUAACUCUUCUUAGUGAUAAGGGAAAACUUAAUAAACAGAAGAAAGACAUAAAGACAACUCAAAAAGAAACUAAAGCUGUCCCAGUAAUUUUUAUAGGAAAAGCACCAAACUUUAGAUCAGCUUUAGUAAAUAAGCAAGAUCCAUCUGGAUUUGGAAAAUUCAAUUGGAAGAAAAAAGAUGAAAAAGAAAAAAAAGAUGAGAAAAUUGAAAAACAAAUUCCUGUGAAAAAGAAUAAUACUAAAUUUAAGAAAAAUGAAAAAGAUAAAGAAGAAGAAAAUGAAGUAAAAGUAACAAUUCAGCAAAGUAGUUUUCCUUUAAGAAAGAAAAAGAAUCAAGCACAGCCUCUUGUUGUAUAUGGACCUGAACCUAUGCCAGAAUCUUAUGAACAGAAACCACAUCUUAAUGAUGUUGAUAAAGCAGAUGAUGAUGGUAUAUUGCCUUCUGCAAUGGAUAUUGCUCAAGCAUUUGCUGGAAAAUUUGAAGAAAAGCAACCAGCUAAAACAGAAUUAAAUGAAUCAUGUAUUGAUGUAAUAAAUGAUGAUGAUGAUGAUGAUGAUGAUGAUGAUGAUGAUAAAAAUAUUGAAUUUUCUAUUUUAAGAGAAAAUUCAUCCACAGAGAAAGAAACUUUUCAUUAUCCAUUUAAACAGAUACAUUUAGAAUCCGAAACUUUAGAAAAACAUGAUAAUUUUAUUGAUGAAGAGACAUCUAAAAUUUCUGAAAUAAGAGUAAUUAAAGGAAUUUCAAACAUAAAUGAAGAAAAAACAGAAAAUCAAACUAUUCUUCAGCCUGUACAAAUUACAGUGACAGAAAAAAUAAAAAAUCCUGUUGAGUUAACCCUCAUAAAGGAAACUAAAAAGAAUGAAUCAUACACAGAUUCUAAUAAAGAAAGAUAUGAUUGUAAAUUUGAUAAAGAAAAAAACACAAAGCAUGAUGUAAUUAUCAAAUUUGAUAGCAGUCCAGCUACUGAAAAUAAUAAAAUUGAAGAAUCUCUUAUUGAAUUUAAAGCUGCUAUAGAGGCUUUAGAGAAAGAAAGUAACAAAUUUAUACCAUGUGAGGAUAUUGAACAUAAUUCACAAGUUGAUUGUGACAAAAUUGUUGAUCAAGAUCAUAAUCAUAAAAGUGAAUCUAUUAAUAUUUCAGAAGAAAAAUGUAGUAAUGAUUGUAAUAAUGAAAACAAAAUAAUUAAUCAGCUACAAUCUACUGAAUGUGAACUAGAAUCAAGUGAUAGCAAACUUUUUCAGAAAGAAAAACUAAUUACUGAAAUGGAAAGCAAUUCAAAUAUCAGUUCAAUUGCUAUAAAUAAUGAAGUUAUUUUAAAAAAAGAAAAUAAUAGAGACAGUUUUGAUUCUGCAUUAGUUUCUUCAUUUGAAGAAAAUAAAAAAUAUGUUCAAGAUGGAUUGUCUAGUUGUGAAAAAUUAAUGUUAAGAGAAUCAACUGUUAAUAUUAAUUUAGAAAACAUUUCAGAACAAAAACCAAAUGAAUAUAAAAUACCAUUAGGGCAAGAAUCUGAAACAGUUCAAAAUUUACCAAAAAUAUCUAAUGAAGAACAUGAAAUUGUUCAUCAUAAAAUUAAUUUUGAAGAAAUGCGUAGUAAUAACACAAUGUUAUCUGAAAAUAAAAUAUCUGAAAAAGUUACAGAUAAUUCAGUUUUUAAACCUUGUAUAUCUAACAUUUCAUGCAUAAAAAGUAAUGACUUUGACCUAGUAGAAACUAGUGAUGUCAUUAAUGUUAUUAUUGAAGAAUCAUCCAAAUCAAUGAAUAUGGAUUGUGAUGAUUAUUCUGUUGAUAAUGAUAACUCCAGUUUAAGAGAGAAUAAUAAAAAAUGUAUUUUGCAAAAGGAAGUUAGAAUUAUUAGUGAAAGUGCUAAAGAAAUUUCAGAUGAUAACAUAAAAUAUGUAAAUGUUGACUCAAAUAGAGAAGAUAAUGUAAACUUAAUAGAAAUAAACAGUGAAUCAACCCCUGAAAAAAUAUUGCAAGUAAAAACAGAUAGUAAUGCAAAUUCAAAUACAAAUUCAGAUUUACAUACAGAUAUUAAUUUUUCAAAUUCUGCAGAAUUAGAAAUUAGUUUAGAAUCUGAAUCAAAUCUAAUAUCUGCACAAACUGAAACUGAAUUAAGUAAUUUACAACAUGAAACAAUGGAAAUUGAUAAAAUAGAAGAAAUACCUGAAAAAAGUACCAUUUGUACACAAGAUAAAUCAGAAAAAGAUAAUUCUUUAAUAAAAUCAGAUAGCUGUUCUGAUAUAUCAUUUCAGUCAUCUGAGAGAAUUGAUCAAUUUCAUAAUCAAUCAAUAUCUAAAAUAUUAAUGAAUACAGACAUUUCUAAAAACAAAGAUAUUAAUAAUAAAGAUUCUUCAUUGCAAGUACUAGAAAAAACAAUAGAAGAGGCAAAACCAUUAGAAAAUAUGACAGAAUUUUCUAGUACAUUUGAAGAGAGAAUAAUAGUACAGACUUCUAAUAUAUCUGAAUUAAAUUUAAGAAAUGAAGAAAUUUGUAAUAAUGAAUUGAACAAUCAAAAUUCAUUUUCAAAUGAUUUAUCAACUGAUAAUGAAACAGAAAAAAACAAUAUAGAUUUGGACAUUGAAAUGCAGGACCAGUUACAGAAUUAAAUUUCAUUUGAAAAAUAUCCAAGUUUAUUAAAGAUAUAAUCUAUCAUAUACUUUUAAAAUGAAAUCUGUGAAGAUUCAUUUGCACCAACAUCAUUUAAUAGUUUAUCAACAAGCUGUGAAUAUUAUUUGUGAUUUCUUUUCUUAUCCAAAUGAUUCAUUAUUAUUGUUGUAUAUUGGUGUGGUAAUAUUGCAAUUUUUCAUAAAAGGAAAUGUUCAAGUAGUCAGUCAUCAUAUAUAUUGAAAAGAUGGAGUAACAUAAUUGUGUAUCACUUAUAAUUAUGUUAUAUAGACUUUUUUAAAGUACUAUGAUAAAGUAUAGUUUCAUGUAUAAUGUACAUUGCUGUUUAAUAAAGCGUGUUUUGCUGGA
Messenger RNA from Centruroides sculpturatus (bark scorpion), 6908 nucleotides. RefSeq lists its product as uncharacterized. Lineage: Eukaryota; Metazoa; Arthropoda; Arachnida; Scorpiones; Buthidae. Gene Ontology annotation, biological process: positive regulation of DNA-templated transcription; negative regulation of DNA-templated transcription. Gene Ontology annotation, cellular component: nucleoplasm. Bases 119 to 6541 code for a protein of 2140 amino acids. Gene Ontology annotation, molecular function: zinc ion binding; nucleic acid binding. The record is from RefSeq and is a predicted model, not a curated record. The transcript is spliced from 7 exons.